UUUCCGAUAUCAAUAAAAUGUUUGCCUUCUAAAUUUUUCUUGUUCUUUUCUUUGAAAGGCAUGGAAAGGCUGAUCCUAAGUUAGUAUAGGGUUAGGAAAUAUUGGGCAAGUUGAGCUUGCUAUGAGUACAAUAGUUUUCCGAAGCUUUGACAGUAUGUCUGUAGUAGUGCGAAAGUUUUUCCGAGUUGAGUAGCUUGGCUAGGAAGCCAGCCCAUUUUGUAGGAAAAACUUUCAUAUCUACGAUCUUUCAAACUGUCCGACUAACUUGACAAGCCAUCCUUCGGGUUGUUGAAGUCAGGUUUGUGGCAAGCCGUCCUUCGGGAUGUUGAAGCCCAGUCCUACUAUGUAAGAAAACUAUUGUGCUUGUAGUUUGGCUGUCUUGCUUGGUGUUUCCCUGCCUUCUACAUACCCGUGGUAUCAGAGCCAGUCCAUCUCUUUCGGAGAGGGGAGCAGUUUAGUAAAAAAAUGUCUGAGUCGUUACCAUCUGCGUCCAACCCUUGUAAGUCCUUAGCAAAAAUAAAUAUGUCUCCUACUCUGUAUAAAACCCUUUCUUGCAAAUAUGACUACCUUUAUGAAGUUGAUAUUUUACCUGAUGGAAACAAAGUGUCUCCCACCGACCUACCCCUCAUAAACCCAUACUCUGCUUUUGCUAAAAAGACAUGUUCCCCGUGGUCACACGCUGAAGAAUUGUAAUUUUCUAACAAAUUAUAAGUCCUAUCGAUUCCCUUCCAUACGUGGACUCUUUUGAAUUGAAAAUUAGAGUACUUCGACUUUUUAACCAUAUGGUAAAACUUUUGAUUAAGAAAACUCCCAUAAAGUCUUGCCUAUAUAUAUUUAAAGUUUCGAAUUAUACCAUUAGCCAUUAUCGCACAAAUCAGUUUGGUAGAGGUAAUUUUUAUUUUUAUUUUUAUUAUAGAUUCACUCUCAAAGAUUUUAGUCUGUAUCCAUUUCAAUGAAAACAAAAUUAUGUGAUCAGUGAUUCUUGCUUUUUAUCAUAUACAAAGUCACUUUCAAGAAAAAAAUGACCCAUCUGAAUGAAAUAUCUUUAAUAACAUCGUUGGUUAUGUUGUUUCGUUGUGUUCCUUAAGAAUAGGUGUUAUCAGUCAUUGAAGCAUGGAUGAUGUAUCGACUUUUCUAAAGGUGGCCAUGAGUCGGUACAAUGCUUACCCGAGGUUUAGAAUGGUUUUAAGCGUUCCUUCUCAACUAAAAGCAUGGUGGAUUUAUUUGGGGGACUACGGACAGCGGGCGGUACGUGGAGCAUUAGGACACUUACCGUCUUUAAUGGAUAUCCAACCGUGUAAAGACAUCAUCGAGGCAGCAACUGUGUUUUGGGAUGAGAAGAGGGUCGUGUUUAGAUUAGGCAACAAUGAAAUGACCCCAUUGUUAGAGGAAAUAGGUGGCUACGCAGAAAAUGCUGCUUUGUUACAUAAGAAGAAAAAUGGCAGAAUUGUGGCAUGAUUAUUCCAAAGGAACCUUUACCAAAGGAAUUUGUUGACAGUUUCAGAUUCAGGAAGGGUAAAGGCGUAGAAUGCUUACAAGGGUCUACAAUAUCGUUUGAUUACUUGUAUCAUAGAUUUGGCUAUCAACAAAGCUUCACCAAUCAUCAAGAUGAAUUUUUCUCGAAUGACUCUUGGAAGCAAAAACGGUGCUUCGCUUUCGCAGUGUGUUUUUUGGGAACUAUGGUAUUCCCUAAAGGGAAAACGAGAGAUAUUCACACCCGACUUAUUACUGUAACAAAAACUUUAUUUGGUGGCAUUGACGGGAAAUACUACACUGUGGUCCCUAUGGUCGUGGCAGAUAUCUAUCGAGCGUUAGGACGUUGCAAGCACGCGUACAAGCAUUUUAAGGGAUGCAACUUGCUUUUACAAAUUUGGCUAAUGGAACAUCUUCAAAAGGUUGACAGAGGUCUAGCAUUUCGAAAGCCGACGGGUGAAAAUCACAUUCUGGGACAUGUUCCAGGCGCUAUUUUGACUAAUAGAUCAUUUGAAAAGCCAAAUUGCGUAGAAGGGUGGGUAAGACUUCUUAGCCGUUUGAACGAUGAUUCAAUUCAGUGGAUGUUCAGUUGGUUUCCAUCCGAGGGUUUGGUGUUUCGCACGAAGAUCGUACCAUUUUUAGUUUUGAUGGGACUUUGGGGCUUGCAGCCUUAUGCCCCACUGAGAGUUUUAAGACAAUCUGGAAGAAAGUAAAACAUACCUUUAGUGGCAGACAUGGAUCAUUAUCGAGCCGACUACAAAGAGGGAAACAUUCCUUUUGCAAAGGAAGUUAUAAGCAUGUGGAAAUCGAGGGAAACCAUAAAAGCAGAGUCAAUUGAGCCAAACAGAUACCAAGCUGGAUGUGAUGAUAACUAUUUGGAGUGGCUGACCGCUAACUUGGAAGGAUCAAUCAAACCCGACGUUAGUCUGAGGGGACGAAUUAAGGAUGGAGAAGUCGAAGCACACAUCUUACUCCGGCAACUGCGUAAGAAAAAUCUUGUCUCCGAAGCCGAACACCAUGCACAACUUGAGGAAAAGGAAAGGGAGGCAGAGAAAUGGAAGCAGCAGGCACUAAGUUACGAGCAAAGCAUGGAAGAAUUAGAUACACUUCUAGCUGAGCAAGGAGAUACCUGCAUCAAAGAAGGCAUCAAAACGGGAGGAGUUCUGGCCAUGUCAUACAUUAUUCAAAAUCACCGGAAGAUCAGUCAAUCAAUCCAAGCAACCAAGAGGCUCAAGUGGACGAAGGGCCUUCCUCAUGUUAAUUAGCUUAUGAAAGUCAAGUAGUAAUUGUAGUAAUUGUUUUGCAUCAGGAUUCAAAUUUUCAAACAUUGUAUGUUUUGGGGGUCUUCAAUUAAUAGCACGUUGGGAUGACAUAUAAUUGCAUAUUUUAUCCUUCAAAUCCGCGUUAGGCCUACCUAUGGCACAAAAGAGGUCCCUUGCAUAUUAGGUCGCGCUGUGUUUGCUAUAUUUCCCUUUUACUAUGUGAUUUGUUUGCUAUGCAAUAUGUGUUUCUUUCACCGUUGUUUGCUCAAUGUUCGCAUUAUUUUAAGCGGCAAUCAUUCGCACUAUACUAACGCAGUUUUCUUUAUUUUUGAAGGUUUUAUUUUAUUUUGAUUAUCCCCCCAAAGGUUGAUUCGUGUUGACUGUGAACUGACAGACCACCCGUACUUCACAAGAUCAAAAGCACGAGCAUCCAACGAUAUGAAUGAUUCAGGGGCAUCCGAACAGACUGGCUUGGGACUUGUCACCGUUCUAAGAGACGAACCCGAGGCUUCGGGAGGAGGGAAUGACGAACUCAUCGCCCAACUGAUACAGCAAAUGGCCAAUAUGCAAAGUGAAAUGGACCGACUGCGAAAUCUCACCAACCUAUCUAUUACCCUCAACACGCCUCACCAUGAACAAAGAACAAGUACGACAAUCCCACCAUCAUUUUCGCCUGUUGACUCGCCCUUUCCCUCAAACCCUCCACUUCAUACAGUCAAUCCAAGCACCAUUAAUUCACCCCCUGUCCUACAACAAAAUAGCCUGCAACAAACCAUCUCACAACAAUCCAAUCCACAACCAGCCAUCCCAGCACAGAUUAACUCACAACAAACCAUCCCGCAACAAAAUGACCCGCAACAAUCCAACCCACAACAAGUUAACUUCCAACAAGUCAAUCCGACACCUUUCACCACUCCCUAUAUUCCUCAGCCUCCAGUUAUCCAAACUACCUCACUUGCCCAAAACUACCAAGCAACUCAACACAUAUCAUUGGCACACACCGCUAACCAUAACACGCAGUAUGUGCCACCGGUAUAUGUAGCAGAAGCUCAACCUUUCACUAUCCAAUUGCAGGCCGUGCAACAUCCAGAGGUUGACCAUUAUAAGGAGAUGGAAAGGGAAGCCAGGGCGAAAGCAGACGAUAAUGUAGCAAAGGAGAUUCGCAGUCUGAAGGAAGCAGUUAGAAGCAUACAAACCCAUAAGGGAUGCGAAGGACUAGAGUACGAGGAUUUAUGUAUUCAUCCCGACAUUGAGUUUCCUGCUGGAUAUAAAGUGCCGAAGUUUGAUAUGUUUGAUGGAAAAGGAAAUCCUCGGGCUCACCUGAGGUUGUACUGUGAUAAACUCAUUGGAGUGGGAAAAGAUCAAGCCAUCAGGAUGAAGCUAUUUAUAAGGAGUUUGACGGGAGAAGCGCUCGAUUGGUACACAUGCCAAGUGUUAUACCCCAUUUUAACCGGGUUAAAGUAGAGUACAACAUAUUGGUGAUUCCUCUUUUUGUUUAUUUUAAAGAGUCGCCACCUAAUUAUUUAUGGUGAAUUAGGACACCUAAAAGUUUAUUAAAGCUAUUUUAAAGUUAACUCUGUUUUAAAAGUCUGCGAAACUUAAGAUUCUAGGUAAGGGUUCAAUUAGUCUAAAGGGAAGGUAUUAGGCAUCCUUUAAGACCCAUUAACAAUGGUUAACCGACCGGACUUAUGAUUAGUUAGGCUAAAUGUAAAUAUAGUGUUGUAGGAAAGAACGUAGCUUUGCAAAUAUAUCUAAAAUUAUAGAUAGACCUGUAAGAAUACUUUUUAAAAUAGGACU
Messenger RNA from Lycium barbarum (goji berry), 4532 nucleotides. RefSeq lists its product as uncharacterized. Lineage: Eukaryota; Viridiplantae; Streptophyta; Magnoliopsida; Solanales; Solanaceae. The record is from RefSeq and is a predicted model, not a curated record. The transcript is spliced from 2 exons. Bases 3174 to 4199 code for a protein of 341 amino acids.